GGAGUCUCCCCCCUUUUUAUUAUUAUUAUUUUGUUCCUCCGGGGGGAGGAGGAGGAGGAGGCAUUGCACAAGCCGUGGAUUUCUCCGCGCUCGCGGUCGGCGCAGGCGUUUCGUCCCUCCGCUCGCGCACAUCUCGUGCGGUGAGAUUUGAAGGGAUUUCGUCAGCGCGUAAAAGCAGCCGGACAACCCCCCUCUCUCCCUCCUCCUCCUACUCCCCCCCCCCUCCUCCUCUCUAUGUGUUAGUCGUAACGUCGAGGUCCAGCUGAUCGCGUUGAGUCCCGUGAGGACGGCGGAGGAUCGAUCUGCUGCCCCCCCCCUCCCCCGCCGCUGCUGCUGGACGGAGCCGAAGUAGGAUUUCACCGCGACUCGGCGGUUCGCGGAGCGGCGACCGUGCGACUUUCCGGCCCCCUCCCGCUCCCCCCCCCCCCGCGGUCGACUCUCCUUCGUCGCCGGUGGCGCCUCGGCAAGAGGAGGAGGAAGAGAAGGAUAAUACGUCUCAAGUUGGAAGUCUCGCAGAGAUCCGCCGGAGCCGACGCGACCAGGCCCCGGACUCAUCCCAGCCUCGCGUAUCGAUACCGUGUUUUUUCUCUCUCCCUCUCCCCCCCUUCCUCCUCCUCCUCCCCCCCCCCCUUGUUUUAAGUCAUGGGAGACACAAGCGAGCGCAGUAAACCUCCGACUCUACCUCCCCGGUGUCCCUGCGGGUUUUGGGGGUCCAGUAAAACCAUGAACCUCUGCUCCAAAUGUUUUGCUGAUAUCCAGAAAAAGCAGCCAGAGGAGGACUGCACCUCCAAGCCUAUCCAAAGCACUGGGAGUAGCCAAUCGCCUGUCUUCAGUAGCGAGACGAGCAGUAGCAGUAGCCAGUCCCUAUCGUCGUCGCCGCCCACCAGCUCUGAGCAGCUGUCAACCGAAGAGCCCUCAUCCACGUUUCCCAGUCCCCGAGAAGGGAUCUCAUGCACAGAAACGGCCCAAGGCACACUCUGCACACCGACAAAACAUCCCCGUGAAUCAGCCUCGGGGUCAGAGAGUGAGGCCACGCCGGAAAAGCGGCCACGGACGGAGGAGGCGACGAAGGAGGUGGGCGGGGAGGAGACUCGCAGGGGAGCCAAGCAGAAAAACCGCCGGCGCUGCUACCGCUGCCAAACCAAACUAGAGCUAGUACAGCAGGAACUGGGCUCCUGCCGCUGUGGCUACGUAUUCUGCAUGCUUCACCGUCUACCUGAGCAGCACGACUGUCUGUUCGACCACCUGGGCCGUGGCCGUGAGGAGGCAGUCCUCAAAAUGGUAAAGCUGGACCGCAAGGUGGGCCGCUCGUGCCAACGCAUCGGGGAGGAGUGCUCCUGAUUGGCCACGCCGCAGCCAGCCAUCUAAUCACAGACGAGGCACUUAAGAAGAAGAAGAAGAGGAGGAGGAGGAAGAGGAGGGAUUGGAGGGAGGGAGGGAGAGAAGAUGGUUGCAUCAACCUGCUUUUUGACCCUACAGUUGUGGACCUGAGCUUGACCCUUUGGUUCUGUUCGUGUCCUGAUAGCCGCCUGGGAUUCGUUUGUUUGGACCCUACUCUGGACAGGAGCCACUGGUGGGGCAUCCUGGUUGUUGUGCGGAGCCCCGUUCAAUAUCGCAUGUUGGCACACAUAGCCUUAACCCCCACCCCCCACCCACCCACCCACCCACACCACUUGUCACUGCCACCCCCACCAACACGUCCUGUCCCCUGGAGUCCUCAUAGAGCAGGAUGCAGUAGAGAGGGGUUAAUGUGUCGUGCAUCAUGCACGGCCCCAGCCAGUCUCAUCGAAAAUGCCAUUCCUCUUCUAUCCAAAUACCUACUACUAUCACCACACACACACACACACACACACACACACACACCCUGUUUCACAUAAGGAAGUCAUGAAAGACAAACUGUUGUUAACUGUCUGUUAAAGCGAUCCCGCUCUGGACCAGAUCCUCCGCGGGCAGCAGGCAUUUAGUUCGGUUUCUUCAUUUUUCCUGUAUGGCAGUUACUGCUGGGUGGGGGAGGGGGCUGGCGGGGGCGGGUUCCAACACUAUCCCAUUAUUAUUCCAUCAUUAUCACAU
Messenger RNA from Lampris incognitus (smalleye Pacific opah), 2070 nucleotides. Its product is annotated as AN1-type zinc finger protein 3-like. Lineage: Eukaryota; Metazoa; Chordata; Actinopteri; Lampriformes; Lampridae. The transcript is spliced from 6 exons. Gene Ontology annotation, molecular function: DNA binding; zinc ion binding. The record is from RefSeq and is a predicted model, not a curated record. The coding region runs from base 643 to 1341 and encodes 232 amino acids.